Molecule: messenger RNA, 711 nt
Organism: Phaedon cochleariae (mustard beetle)
Lineage: Eukaryota; Metazoa; Arthropoda; Insecta; Coleoptera; Chrysomelidae
Source: the annotation of a GenBank genome assembly
AUGAUUUUCGAAUCUCUGCCGCGAAUCAACGUCGAGGACUGCUCCCUAGCCGACUCCGACUCCGACCAGGACGACUCGAACCGCCCACGCCACUCCCCCUCUUCCCCCGCCCGCCUGCCCGCCCCUCUGGCCCCCACCCCCUCGCCCGACCCCGUCGCCAGUCCCGACCACGACCUCGACGUGGAGGAGGACACGCCUCCAGGCGAGGCGCCCGAGAACCUGUCGGUGAAGCGCGAGACGCGACCCAGCCCCGAGACCACGCCCCCGCCCCUCCACGGCCACGCCCACGGCUUCGUGGCGUAUCACCAGCAGUUCUCCCACCAGUUCGCUGGGCACUUUCAGCCGCAAUUGGCGGCGCAGAGGAGCCCGGUGGACGUGCUGAUGAGGGUAUUUCCGGGACGGAGGCGGUGCAAAGGCGACGUCCUCCAAGCCAUGGAGCUGAUGGUCAGCGGCGUCCAAGAAGACCUCUCCGCCCCCUCGGCCUUCUCCCCGCUCGGCCCGCCGCCCGCCUUCCACCGCUACGGCCCCGCGCGGCGAUUCCUGGCCGCCCCGUACGCCGGCACCGGCUACCUGCCCACCGUCAUCCGCCCGCCGCCCGACUACCUGUCGCUGGUGGGGCAGGUCCACGAGGCGUACAAGGGCGGCGACAAUGCUACGGCUAGCUCGCCCGGGUCCAAUACCGGCUCGGAUAAGACGAGCUACUCCGAGUAG